Spinacia oleracea (spinach) is the source of this 2434-nucleotide messenger RNA. RefSeq names its product electron transfer flavoprotein-ubiquinone oxidoreductase, mitochondrial. The transcript has 18 exons. Gene Ontology annotation, biological process: electron transport chain. NCBI's taxonomy places the organism in Eukaryota, Viridiplantae, Streptophyta, Magnoliopsida, Caryophyllales, Amaranthaceae. Gene Ontology annotation, cellular component: mitochondrial inner membrane. Gene Ontology annotation, molecular function: electron-transferring-flavoprotein dehydrogenase activity; iron-sulfur cluster binding. The record is from RefSeq and is a predicted model, not a curated record. The coding region runs from base 175 to 2103 and encodes 642 amino acids.
CAAACUAUAGAGAGCAAAAAGUGAUUUUCAAAAAAAUCCAGUUUCCCCUCCAUCCUCCACGUAAGUUCCACCUCGUUGUUCCUACAGUUUUCCCUCGAUCAUCAAGAGAAGUACUACAAUAAAUUCAAUAAUCUUUCUGCCCUUUUUCCAACAAUCUUACGCCAAAUAAACAAAAUGCUCAAAAUAAUUUCUCGUACAAAAUGGAACCCUCUCAAAAAUCGCCAUCACAACCCACCACAUUUCUUCAAUUCCUCAACAUCAUCUCAUCAAUUUCACCCUCAAUCUGAUUUUUCAUCAUCUGGGUAUUCUCCAGAAGCUUCAAAUUCCUUCAAUUCUCUCCUUUUUCUCAGCCAUAAUAGAUUUUUUUCACCUGGGUAUUCGGUGAAUCGCGGUAAUUUCAAGAAUUUAAGCUGGAUUGGAGGUGGGCUUUUGUGGAAUUCCAGUUUGGUGGGAUCAAAGAGGAGUUUUUGCAGCGGUUCCGGCCGAGAAUCGAUGGAAUACGAUGUCGUUAUAGUGGGAGCUGGGCCUGCUGGGUUAUCUGCUGCUAUACGGUUGAAGCAACUUUGUGUUGAAAAGGAUGUUGAUUUGUCAGUUUGUGUUGUGGAGAAAGGGGCUGAAGUGGGAGCACAUAUAUUAUCUGGAAAUGUCUUUGAGUCACGAGCGUUGGAUGAACUCCUUCCUGAAUGGAAACAGGAACAGGCACCCAUCGAUACUCCUGUUCUUUCUGAUAAGUUUUGGCUCCUUACAAAGAGUCGUGCAUUCUCACUUCCAAGUCCAUUUGACAACAAAGGAAACUACGUUAUAAGUUUAAGUCAGCUGGUGCGCUGGAUGGCAACAAAAGCUGAGGAACUAGGGGUUGAGAUAUAUCCUGGCUUUGCCGCCAGUGAGAUAUUGUACAACACGAAUAAAGAAGUUGUUGGUAUAGCAACAAAUGAUAUGGGAAUUUCGAAAGAUGGAUCCAAGAAACACAACUUUCAGCGUGGCGUAGAAUUGAAAGGGCGGGUUACCCUUCUUUCAGAGGGUUGUCGAGGAUCACUAUCAGAGAAAAUAAUAGAAGAGUACAACUUGAGAAAUAAGGGGAAGGCUCAACAUCAAACUUAUGCUCUGGGGAUUAAAGAGGUGUGGGAAAUUGAUGCCAGCAAACAUCAACCUGGCUUUGUGCUUCACACACUGGGUUGGCCAUUGGAUUACAAGACAUAUGGGGGCUCUUUUCUUUACCACAUGAAAGAUAACUUGGUAUCUAUUGGCCUUGUUGUUGCCCUAGACUAUCAAAAUCCUUAUCUGAACCCAUACGAGGAAUUUCAGAAACUCAAACACCAUCCUGCAAUCAAACCAAUGCUUGAAGGUGGCAGUUGUAUCCAGUACGGUGCUCGUACUCUGAAUGAAGGUGGUUUUCAGUCUAUUCCAUAUCCAGUUUUUCCUGGAGGCGCAAUAAUUGGAUGCUCCGCUGGAUUCUUAAAUGUACCAAAAAUCAAAGGAACACAUACAGCAAUGAAAUCGGGAAUGCUAGCAGCGGAAUCUGCUUUUGGUCUCUUGCAUGAGGGCUUAAUGAUGGACAGAUAUUGGGACAAGUUACAGACUUCUUGGAUAUGGGAAGAACUCUACAAAGCGAGAAACUACCGGCCUGCUUUUGAAUAUGGGCUUGUCCCUGGUUUGACCAUGAGUGCUCUAGAACAUUACAUACUGAGAGGAAAGUCGCCUUGGACUCUGAAGCAUGGAAAAUUUGAUCAUGAAGCAACAAAUGUGGCGAAGUUACAUUCACCUAUUCAUUAUCCAAAACCUGAUGGAGUUAUCUCCUUUGACGUGCCAACUUCACUUUACAGGAGUAACACAAAUCACGAUCAUGAUCAACCUACUCAUCUUCGGUUGAAGGAUCCCCUGAUCCCUGAUCAAGUAAAUUUACCUGAAUAUGCUGGUCCUGAGUCGCGAUAUUGCCCAGCACGUGUAUAUGAGUACCUUCCUGAUGACAGUGGUGACAUGAAGCUGCAAAUCAAUGCCCAAAAUUGUCUCCAUUGCAAGGCAUGUGAUAUCAAAGACCCAAAGCAGAACAUCAAUUGGACAGUUCCAGAAGGGGGUGGAGGCCCAGGCUACUCUGUAAUGUAGGAUGUAAGUCCUUCAUUCGUUCUCACAUGUUUCUUGUAGACUUAUAUUAUAAUGGACACAAACAGAAAAUGAAGAAAGUUUAGCAAGAAUAUGUCAAUCAAUGUAAAAAGUUCAUUGCGAGAUUUGUAGUUGGUAGUUGAGAAUUUAUUGUUAAUGUAAAUAAAAUUUGGAACAACCCUUUGCUGGAUAAACUAGGCUGUUUAGCAAGGUAGGAUAAUUGUUUUCUAGUGAAUGAUAUGAUAUAUUGAUAUGAAGGGAUAGAACUCAUAGAAGUGGUGCAUCACCAAAUACUCCUGAAUAAAUCAUCGCUUGAAAUUCUCCUUGUACUAAA